UUUACGCGAGUGGCGUAGCGCGGGAUGGGAGGGGUGGAGGCCAAAGGGUGGAAAGCGGCGCCUUUUUUUUAAAGAGGGUUUUACGACGCUCGGCGACGUGCUUGGCGGCCGCCCCCGGCAACACCCCCCCCUGGCGAGCAGCGCGAGGCCCGGUGGCAGGCUUUGGGUUUUCUUCAGCAGUCGUAGCCCUGCUUGCACAGAAUGGACCCUGUGGUCCUGAGUUACAUGGACAGUUUGCUGAGACAAUCGGACGUUUCUUUACUAGACCCUCCAUGCUGGCUUAACGACCACAUCAUUGGAUUUGCCUUUGAGUAUUUUGCCAAUGGCCAGUUCCGAGACUUCUCUGACCAGGCCUGCUUUGUGGGCCCAGAAGUGGCUCAGUUCAUCAAAUGCACCACUGACCAGGAGGAACUGGCCGUGUUCCUUGAGCCCCUGGGCCUGCUGCGCAAGAAAAUUGUGUUCCUGGCUAUCAAUGACAACUCCAACCAGGCAGCCGGUGGCACCCACUGGAGCUUGCUAGUGUAUUUCCAAGACAAGGACAGCUUUGCCCACUAUGACUCCCACAGCAGGUGUAACUCCGCGCAUGCCAAACAAGUUGCAAGGAAUUUGCAGUCCUUUCUUGGCAAGAGGGGCAAAGUUGCCUUUGUGGAGGAGAAGGCUCCAGUGCAGCAGAACAGCUAUGACUGUGGGAUGUAUGUGAUCUGCAACACGGAGGCCCUGUGCCAGGAAUUCUUCCAAGGGCAGCAGGAACCGGUACUUCAGCUCUUGACUCCUUCGUACAUCACAGGAAAGAGAGAAGAAUGGAAAAAACUCAUUGCUGGACUCUCCAAGAAGUGACAUGACUUUACAGCAAUUGGUCUUUUUUUUAAAAAAAAAAAUCUUGUUCUCUGUGCCUGAGAGGAGCACUUGUGCACAAGACUUCUUUUUCCCUACAGAAAAAAUGUACUUAUCUUUGCACUUCUUCUGCACUGCAUUAUUCUGCAGUGCUAAGCCCUGGGAAAUAGCGACGCCAUCUUCCCUACAGUUUGGAGCAGCUGCCGCUUAGCCUAACCUCUGUAUCCUCCCAAAUCCCCACGAUGCUCAAGUUGUGUGUGUGUGUGUGUGUGUGUGUGUGUGUGUGUGUGAUCCAGUUUCAGUAAUGUCAGUGGCAGAGACACAGCCUCUGUACAAUUACAGCAGCUUUCAGUGUCUCUCUUUCAGAAGCAUCCCUGAAUGUCUGGGAAUGGAGAUCAGAUUUUUAUACGGCUGUAAAAUUACUGUUACCGCUUGUAUCCAAAGCUUCAGUCUUAGGGCUGGGAAGCAGAGGUCCCUAAUUCCUGCUUUUUCUGAAAAGGAAGCGGGGUAAAGCUAUUUAUUGUGCGAAGUGUUUUGCCUGCCUCCAAUAACUAUAUGCUUUACUGUAGUGUGAGGAAGCCAAAUUAUUGUACAGUAUAGUUGCCUUGAAGGCAGGAGAGUCAGCUCCUCUUUAUUUCUAGCUCCAUCUCCGCCUCCUGUUUAUUUAACAUGGUAAGGAUUUUUUGUAAAGGUGCUGUACUUCUGAAUGAAUGAUAUGAUGAAACUAUUAAAGGGAAAGGAAUUUUCUCUUCAGUAUCUAGACCAGGGCCAUGGGGAUAUCCAUCUAUCCAUAUAUCUCUACAGAAACUGAAAUUUCUGCGUAUCACUUUGAGCACUUUGACCUAGAGAGUGCCUUAAUAGUGCACUGAAUCUAUUUCCCUAAAUUGUAUUCCGCUGGAGUGAAGUCCAGUAAGGCUUGGUUUUAAUCAGUUACCCAACAUUGCACCCUCGCAUUUCUGGAUAUGUAAUGGCAGGAGGACUUGAAGGUUUGGCGCAACGGAGAGCUGGAGUUGACUCACAUUCCUUGAAAAUUGCAGAUGCAGACAACUGGCUGGUGUGCCAGUGGUUCUGUAGAAAUUCAGCAACACGUUAGGAGAAAGGUUGUUAUAGCCAAUGAAGCAGUGGAUCAGUACUCAUCCAUUUCUCAAGCCUCUUCCAUGGUUGUGCGAUGUAAAUUUGCUUCCUUCUGCUGAACAUUUGGCUGGGCUGAAAAAAAGUAACCUAUUUUGUUUGGUAACGUGCCAAUCCAGGUGGUAUAACCUUACAGCCUAUAUUAUCUGAGGUCGUUUCCCCCACCACCACCCCCGCAUUAAAUCUUGUUUUAUUGAUUCCUGAUGGAUGCUGCCUCAGCAACGAUCCUUUUUCAAAACGCUGCACAAGGAGCAUCUUCAACAGGAUUUAAGUAACAAAUUCAGUUGUUUUACCGUAUGUUGAAACUGUUGGUCAGAAGCACUUGGUAAUUUCCCUUAUUUGCAUAAUUGCAUUAUGUUUGGGAAAAACCUUCGGUCAAAAAUUAAAAAGAAAACCUCUGAAAAGCGAUGCUCGGUGGCAUUAAGUCUUAUUUUGUUUCCAUACAAUUGUUGAAUUGUGG
Thamnophis elegans (Western terrestrial garter snake) is the source of this 2425-nucleotide messenger RNA. It is a transcript of the gene SENP8, whose product is annotated as SUMO peptidase family member, NEDD8 specific. Bases 202 to 837 code for a protein of 211 amino acids. The record is from RefSeq and is a predicted model, not a curated record. The transcript has 2 exons. NCBI's taxonomy places the organism in Eukaryota, Metazoa, Chordata, Lepidosauria, Squamata, Natricidae. Gene Ontology annotation, biological process: proteolysis. Gene Ontology annotation, molecular function: cysteine-type peptidase activity; deNEDDylase activity.